UCAGACGCCAUUAUUUCCAGGCCGGAAAAGGGAAGAACGGGAAAACAUUGAACCGCUUCAUUAAAACUCCUCCAACAAUAAAGAAUUUAGAAAUGGAGGUUCCAGGACCGGACAGCGACUGGAGGAGCCCUCAGUUCCGACAAAAAGUUGUCGCUCAGAUUGAAGAGGCCAUGAGAAAAGCUGGCACAGCUCACACAAAGACCAGCAACGACAUGGAGAGCCAUGUUUAUGGUAAAGCUAAAAGUAGGGAGGAGUAUCUUUCUCUGGUUGCAAGGCUGAUCAUACACUUCAGAGACAUCCACAAGAAGGCACUUGGAACUCCAGAUCCCAUGAAUGCCCUGACUAAUCUGACAGGGGUUGGAGGGGGCCCGGGCCCCAUUGGCAUGGGGCCGCGCCCCACUGGUCCUCCAGUGGGUGGCAUGGGGCCCAUGGGGCCAAUGCAGAUAGGCCAGCAUGCCAUGGCAGGGGUGGCUGGAAACCCACAAGCCAUUGGUGGUCCAGGCCAGAUGCCAAUGCAGCAGUCCAUCCAGUUUCAACAAUUCCAGCAGGCUCAGCAGCAGCAGCAGCAGCAGAAUGCUGCUAUCCAGCAGCAGUUUCAGCAGCAACUGAGGAUGCAGCAACACCACCAAAAUCAACAACUUCAGCAGCAGCACCAGAAUCAGCAGCAGCAGGCCCAAAACCAGCAGCAGCAGAACCAGAUGCACCAGACGAGAAUUCAACAGCAGCAGCAGCAGAUGGCACAGCUGCAGUUCCAGCAGCAGCAGGCUCAAGCACAGGCCCAGGCCCAGGCCCAGGCCCAAGCUCAGGCCCAAGCUCAGGCUCAAGCUCAGGCUCAGGCUCAAGCCCAGGCUCAAGCCCAGGCUCAAGCCCAAGCCCAAGCCCAGGCUCAAGCCCAAGCCCAGGCCCAAGCCCAGGCCCAGGCCCAAGCUCAGGUUCAGUCAAUUCAACACCUGCAGGUCCAGGCUCAGACGCCGGGGCAGAUGCCACCACAUUCUCAGCAGGCUGGGAUGAUGACAUCUACUCAGCAUGUACCCAUCAACUCACUCACUCAGCAGCAGCAACAGCAGCACCAAUUUAAAAUUCAGGCCUUCCAGCAGGCCCGUGCAGCCUUGCAGCAGGUUCAGCAGGCACAACAAGCUCAGCAGGCUGCAGCACAGGCACAACUCAAUGCAGCUGCUGCUGGACCCGGCCAGUUGGUUCGUCCUGGGACUCAGAUUACUUCCCGACUGCCUCGAGCCACCCAUCCCUCCAUCCCUUCUCCAAAUGCUGCAGCUGUAGCUGCUGCAGCUGUAGCUGCUGCAGCUGCUGCCGCCACAGCUGGGGGACAGACAAUGCCACCACAGGGACAGCCACACCCAAUUAUGUCAUCGCCAUCGCCGGUGCAGGUCCAGACACCACAGCCGAUGCCUCCCCCUCCACAACCUUCCCCCCAACCCCCCACUUCACAGCCAAACUCAGCCAGCUCGGGUCCAACUCCAUCUCCAGGAGGUUUCCAGCCCAGCCCAUCUCCUCAGCCCUCACCAAGCCCUGCCAGCGUCAGAACGCCCCAAAACUAUGGAGUUCCCUCGCCCGGGCCACUCAAUACUCCAGGUAACCCCAGCUCAGUGAUGAGUCCGGCUGGAGCCACUUCUUUAGAGGACCAGCAGUACAUGGAGAAACUUAAACAGCUCUCCAAAUACAUUGAACCUCUGCGCAGGAUGAUCAACAAGAUUGACAAAAAUGAAGACAGAAAGAAGGACCUCAGUAAGAUGAAAAGUCUGCUCAACAUUCUCACUGAUCCAACCACAAGAUGUCCUCUAAAGACUCUGCAGAAAUGUGAAAUCGCUCUGGAAAAACUAAAGAAUGACAUGGCUGUGCCGACACCUCCUCCCCCCCCAGUAGCCACCAAGCAGCAGUAUCUGUGUCAGCCGUUGCUAGACGCCGUCAUGGCCAACAUUCGCUCUCCAGUUUUUAACCACUCUUUGUACCGAACCUUUGCACCUGCCAUGACCGCCAUCCAUGGUCCACCCAUUACGGGUCCCAACAUCUCUGGUCGGAAGAGGAAGAUUGAAGACGAUGAGCAGAUAGUUCCCAACAUUCUGCAGGGAGAGGUGGCCCGUCUUGAUGUCAAGUUUCUUGUUAACCUUGAUCCUUCAUACUGCAGCAACAACGGUACUGUGCACCUCCUCUGCAAACUAGAUGAUAAAAAUCUCCCAAGUGUUCCUCCUCUGCAGCUCACUGUACCUGCUGACUAUCCUGAUCAGAGUCCUUUCUGGGCUGAUGAUGGAGAGCAGUACGGUGCAAAUAACUUCCUGCAGUUGGUCCACAGGAACAUGACGUCUAAACUGCUGCAGCUGCCGGACAAACACUCAGUGACUGAACUACUCAACACAUGGGCUCAGAGUGUCCGUCAGGCUUGUCUCUCAGCAGCCUGAAUCUUUGACCACUACUCAUAUGAUAUCAACUGCUGCUUCUGGACCUAAAGAAAUACUUUACAGAAUGGCAUGGGCAAAGACAUCCUCUCAAAACUUUAAAGCUGCAUUCAUAACUUUUAGUGUUAAAGACUCAUUAUCUCCUGAAACAUCCUAUACACAAAUAAUCCUGCUGUGUAUCCACAGAACCUUCUCAUGGAAUCUUGUUUUGAAAACGUCAACACCUAAAACUGCUUUAAGGACCAAGUGAAUACUGAUGUAAACUCCCAGAAUCCUCUGAAGGAUUCCUCUGAAUGUCGCCAAGUCAUAGCAAUGACUUCACAUUACAGACUGUUGAAUCAGGCCACUUUAAGGAUCUCCAGAUCUAAAUCUGGAGAUCCAUCCAUAGACCAUCUAAAUCUAGAUGGUCUGUGAAAGUCAGCUUAAGAAUGGUUUUAUAGUAAAUGAAAUCAAAAUAAAGCUCUCUUGGGAUUCUAUUUCCAUCUAGUGUCUCACUAACAAAUGCAGAAUUGCUUUAUGCUUGUGUACUGGCUAAGUAUUUUCGUCCUCUGAUGCUGCAUAUAUUGAUAUGUUGAAAAGUGGAAUGGUUGAAAAUCAGUAGCAGCAAUGGGCAAAACAGGAACCCCCUCACAAAAAUACUUCCCACAAAAAUAAAACUCUGAUUCUUCUAAAAUCAGUGUGGCAUUAGUGCGGGAUGAACUUGGAAAUGUGAAAUGAAAUAUUAGCUGUGCAUUCUGGGUAAAUUCUGUCUUUCUGUACAAUUCCAAACUAACUGCUCUCAAGUUUACUCCUGCAAAUCAUAAAUUUCAGCAAAGAGCUUUUAAUAGUCAGUGUUCCUCUUCCUUCUCUAGCUUUUGAUGUUUUGAGUAGGUCACUGAUCAGAAAUACCUGUGUACAUUGAAAAUAUGUACACAGGACACACAAAGGGAAAAUAGUAACUGACCAACUUGUGAACAACAUAACUGUUAUUUAUCCUGAUAUAUUUUCUGCUUUUUUCAUCUUUAUAUUUUUAAGGUUGGUUUGUUUGAUGUUAUAUCUAGAAAAGAUCACUGAACAGCAACUCUAAAACGUUGUGAACUUUGAUUUUCAAAGUAAAAGAAUAAAUGUAUUUUUUUUGUGGUCAA
Messenger RNA from Betta splendens (Siamese fighting fish), 3535 nucleotides. It is a transcript of the gene med15, whose product is annotated as mediator complex subunit 15. Bases 93 to 2414 code for a protein of 773 amino acids. The transcript is spliced from 18 exons. Gene Ontology annotation, biological process: regulation of DNA-templated transcription. Lineage: Eukaryota; Metazoa; Chordata; Actinopteri; Anabantiformes; Osphronemidae. The record is from RefSeq and is a predicted model, not a curated record. Gene Ontology annotation, molecular function: transcription coregulator activity.